UCGCUGGUUAUUUGAAUUGCCUGCGUAGAAGAUGUUUUCUUUGACAGGUUAAACACUCUUUGACUACACAGCGCGUCCUUAGCGUGACCUCCCUGAAGCCAUCCCCUCUAUAAUUGGUUAUAUAUUCAUAUAAUGGACUAUAAUUACGUUUUAAAGCACCGGCUUCUGCCAACAAACAGAGGUGUAACACUGCCACAUAGUGACAAGAUGCGCCCAUUGUAUGUCACUUUAUAAGACACGAAAUUGCUUUAUUAGUUCACACAAGAUACAUGGUAUAAAAACGUGCAGCAUCAUCAUGAUUUAAAAAAAAUACUAUGGACUUUAUAGAGACUAUUAUCAUAGUCAGAGCAAUACCUACUUUUAUCUCACUUUGAUACAGAGAUCUUUCUCAAAAAGGAAGUGGAAGAGGAGGCGUUCCACAACAUUUGUUUUCAAUAGAGGACUUUAUUUACAGUUUAAAGUCUAAUAGUUAAGCCAAAUUUUAAUUAUUAUAAAUUUCACACAUUUCGACUGACAAUCAAUUUCAUCAUCUCACUAAUAAGAAUGAGCAUCGCAAAAGUUGCUCUGACAGACUCGUAGUGGUGUGUUUCUAAAGUAAAGUACCACAAUGAAUGCACUACUGUCGAACGAUCGGCCCGUUCGCACACCUUUAGCAGUUUUCCACCGACACCCGUUUUCCCCGCUCGACCUGCCCGGCGGCUCUGGCCCCGCCCCUUUCAACCUCUCCCUGCUCUCCCCUCGACAGACAGAACAGUUUCCCGAUCAGUCCAGACGAGCCUUUCCUCCUUCACCGCUCCGCUUGUGAUUUUCUCUCUAUCUUCUCCGCCGGCAUGAGCGCCAAGCUGUGGACUGAGGAGCAGUUCAACUGCCCCGUGUGUCUUGACCUCCCCAAUGAUCCGGUCACAAUCCCCUGCGGGCACAGCUACUGCAUGGGCUGCAUCAAGGACUACUGGAGCAAGGACGACCCCAAGGGGGUCUACAGCUGCCCCCAAUGCCGGAAGAACUUCUCCCCCAAGCCCUCCCUGUCCAGGAACACCAUGCUGGCCGAAGCGGUAGAGCAGCUCCGCAAAGGGGCCCACAAGGCCGACGUGCGUGAGUCCAUGCGGAGUGCCAGUUCCUCGGCCAAAAGGAAGACCUCCUCCUCUUCCUCCUCCUCCUCUUCGGCGGUACCGUGCGACAUGUGCAAAGGGGAGCGGCGAGCGGCGGUCAAGAGCUGCCUGUCGUGCAUGACCUCGUUCUGCGCCGCCCACCUGAAGCCCCACUCCACCAAGAAGGCCCUGAAGGCGCACGAGCUGAUCGCGCCCACGGCCAACCUGGCGGAGAAGAUCUGCACCCAGCACAAGUACCUGCAGGAGUUCUACUGCCGCCAGUGCAAGAUGUUCAUCUGCUGGCUGUGCACCAGCAACCAACACAAGGGCCACGAGUGCGUCUCCACCAAAGCCGAGCGCCUGGAGAAACAGAAAGUGCUGGCAGAGAUGCAGACUGAAAACCAGCAGAGGCUGAAAGACCGCCAGCAGGAGCUGAAGGACAUGAAGAAGAUGAUGGAGGGGAUGAAGCGUUCCGCGGACAGGGUGCACGGCGACACGGAGCAAGUGCUGGUGGAGCUGCAGCGGUCGGUGGAGCGUCUGCAGGAGCUGCUGGAGGAGGUGCUUGACCAGGCCGGCAUGGAGAAGAUGGGACAGGCCCAGGAGGUCGUCGAUAACCUGGAGGCCGAGAUCAAGGAGCUGAAAAAGAGGGAGACGGAGAUGAGGGACCUGGUGCACUGCGAGGACCACAUCCACUACCUGGAGGCCUGCGAGUCCGUGUGCAGCCCGCUGGAGUCGGGGGACCUGCCCGUCGUGGCCGCAAACCUCGACGCUUCCUUUGAGCCCGUGCGGGAAGCCGUCCUGAACCUCCGGGAACGCGUGGAGGACCUGUGCAACCAGGAGCUGAGCAAGAUCACCAAACAAGUCAACGACACCACGCUGUUCACGCUGAAGGACUCCAACCGGAGCGCGAAGGGAGGGAUUCUAAAAUUGUUUGGCCUGUCCUCUCGCAACACCAGCAGCCGCCCAGCAGCCGCUGUGCCCAGCAUCGCGUCGGGAGGGCGGAGCGCGGACAGAAGAGGUAUCGGCCUCAAGAGUCAAGACGUGAGGAGCAGAGACGGUCCGCGAGACGGAGGAAACACAAGCUCACCCAGACCCCGAGACAAGCAGAGAGAGACAGUGAGGGAGACCAACCCCCGACCGAGCCCCGUCCCCGUCCCCAGCCCCUCUCCCAGCCGCGCAAACCCUCAGUCUCUUUGGAGCAGGGCCAGUCAGAACCAGGCUGCCGCCCCGACCCAGACUCCAAUCCCGGCCACCCCGAUUCCCGCUCCAGCACCUGCACCAACCGGAGGGUCCAGUUUCGGUCGGAUGGCGUCCAUCAGCAGCCUGUUCCGCUCCCAUCGGCGCGGCACCACCCCGGCUACCCCGGCCGGUAACACACUGCCAGCCGGAGGAAACCCAUGGGCGACGGCCGCUCCGUCUGAAUCACCAACGCAAAUUAACCCCGGCCUCUUCUUGGACCUGCCCACCCCGACCUCGGUGAUGCACGCGCCUGCUUUUCCCGCGCUGCGAGAGAUCAACCUGGACAGCAUCCAGGCCCCGGAGCCCAGGACCAGAGAGGAGUUCCUGCAGUACUCUGUGACCUUGACCCUCGACACCGACACCGCCCACCGGCGGCUGGCCCUCACCGAGGGCAACACCAAAGCCACCCUGCAGGCAGCGGCGCAGCCUUACCCCAACGCAGCCGGGCGCUUCGACGGCUGGACCCAGGUGAUGUGCGCGAGCCCGCUGUACGCCCAGCGCUGCUACUGGGAGGUGGAGUGGAGGGGCCGGGGCUCCUCCAUGGGCGUGGCCUACGGCGCCAUGGCCCGGAAGGGCUCGGACGCCCGGUCGGGCCUCGGCUACAACGCCCAGUCGUGGACCCUGGAGCUGUCGGACUGUUGCUCGGCGAUGCACGACAACGAGAAGCGGGAUAUCCCGGUGAGCUACUCGCCCCGCCUGGGCCUCUACCUGGACGUGUCCACGGGGACGCUGGCCUUCUACAGCGUGGCGGAGAGCAUGACGCACCUGCACAGCUUCCGCGCCAACUUCACGCAGCCGCUCUACGCCGCCUUCGCGGUGGGCAGCGGGGUCGGGGUGGGCCUGGACUUUGCCCUCGGACAGUUCAGUUCCAGCUCCGACAGCAUCAAGAUCUGUCCCAUGUGAGAGAGGGGGGCGAGGGAGGGGGAGGAUCUUCCCUUCAGAACAAACUGCUUAUCCGGUUGGGUUGCGGGAAAGCAGCUGACUUCAGCAUAAUAAGUGAAAACACUCAACAACUUUACUUUGAGUUUCUGUACUAGUUCUUCCACCGAGAAUGAGUAAUACAGCAGUGGGUGAGUCAGACGCUUUGUUUCCAUUGCUUUAUUAUAAAAAAAAAAAAGAGGCAGCUUAUUAAUAGCCAUGUGUAGUUUAGAGGAUAAUGAUCUUAGAGGAGAGGCACGAGGAAGCGACAUAACAUAGUAGCCAACAAAAGACACACCUGAACCUGCCGCCCUACUGGAAAAACAGGGGAUUUGACAAAUACAACUAAUCUACGGAUGAGAAGCCUGAUGGUGCCUUUUUUCCUCUGCUCUAAACUCUAACAAAUGUACAAAAAAACACAGCAAUUUAGCACUAAAUUGCAUGACAAACACAUUUAUUCAAUUACUUAAAAAAUAAAAGCAUCACUUUUGUCUUAAUUUGAAUUCCCCUCUGCGGGAAAGCAAGAAAAAUAAAGAUGGCUGGACAUAUUAAAA
Molecule: messenger RNA, 3799 nt
Organism: Gasterosteus aculeatus aculeatus (three-spined stickleback)
Lineage: Eukaryota; Metazoa; Chordata; Actinopteri; Perciformes; Gasterosteidae
Gene: trim25l
Product: tripartite motif containing 25, like
Molecular function (GO): protein binding; zinc ion binding
Source: RefSeq, a predicted model, not a curated record